This is a messenger RNA of Oryzias latipes (Japanese medaka), 9582 nucleotides long. It is a transcript of the gene hecw2a, whose product is annotated as HECT, C2 and WW domain containing E3 ubiquitin protein ligase 2a. Gene Ontology annotation, molecular function: protein binding; ubiquitin protein ligase activity. The record is from RefSeq and is a predicted model, not a curated record. Gene Ontology annotation, biological process: protein ubiquitination; regulation of dendrite morphogenesis; ubiquitin-dependent protein catabolic process. Gene Ontology annotation, cellular component: cytoplasm. NCBI's taxonomy places the organism in Eukaryota, Metazoa, Chordata, Actinopteri, Beloniformes, Adrianichthyidae.
CCCAUUAGUUGCUUACAAACAAAAGGAUACCGAUGCAGUUUAUAGCUGUAACCAGUAGAAGGCAGUGUAUCUUCCCAGAAAGGCCAAAGCAGUCCGUGUUUUUUUUUUUUUUGUUUUUCUUUUUGUUUGUUUGUUUAUUAAUCAACUGGGUACAGUUCCCCUUAUUUUGGGGUGUUUCAGAAACCCUUUUUAGAGAUCACCAAAUAUGACUACUAUAGUGUCUUGGAAACAGCAUUUUAACAACCAGGAAUCUGUGACGUGGCCCCUGAAAUCCUAAAGUUUCCCUGAACUUGUCCUGUCUGAGUUCAUUUUCAUGAUGUAGAUGAAAUAUUCGUUUUUCACAUCCUGAAAGGAACUUUUUACUCCCCCAAAGUUUUUCCUCUCAUAGAGUUUUUUUUGUUAGUUCUUUUCUUUAAUCGUUUUUUUUUCUUUAAGAGUUGUGUCUUUAAGAGUUGACAGUUUAAUGCUUCUGCACACCAUUUUUCAGCUAUGCCCCCCUAAACAUAAACUUUCAUAAAUUGCAAGAAGUCUUAUUUCAGAAAUUACUUUUUAAAAUGCGAAAUAUGUCAAACAUGUCCUUUUCAACUUGUAAUGCAUUUGCUCAUGUCUGAAAUCAACCUUAAAGCCAAAAAAAAGAGUCACUUUUCAAAAAAAAACAAACAACAUUGAAGAUCCUCUGAGGAACCCGGAUAAUAAAAGACGUUAAGGCUGUGAACGUUUAGCAGGAAGACGAGUAUACCCCCCUUUUUAUGUAUUCUUUGGUUUUGCUCCUUUUAAUUGAGUAAAUGUGAUAUUUGAAUUAAAAUCUUUCUUUAUGAUAACAUACAUUUUCAAAUGUUAAUUUCUUGUUGUUGUUUUUUUGUCUUUUGUUGAAUGUCCCCAUGUGCUCCGAUCAUAUAGUUUUUUGUUUUUCUGCAAAAAAGUGCGCCAUUAUCAGAGCUGCCUCAUAGAAAUAAAGCAGCACAAUUUAUGAUUAUGUGGAAAAUUCCUCUCUGAGCGCGUGGACGUGUGCUGUCUUGUUCCACAGGUGGACAUGUGGUCUCUUUAUUUAAUACAGUCGCCGCCCACCCAUACCCCCAACCCAUCUAAUAUGCAGUGCAUUGGAUCAAGUAGAUUAUCAACAGCCAAACAUAGCCUGAUGGUUCUGAGAGUAAAUCCUUCAGCCUCUCGUGUAAGAAGACGCGCUACUGCAAACAAUCCAAAAUGCAAUGCGCCAUCCUCCGGUAGACUGUCAUUCCUCCUCUUUUGGGGGGGUGGGGGAGCUGGCAGCAGCUGUAAGCUUAGAUUUGUUGUAUCUGCCGGGACUGCUGGGAGGACGUCGACUGCAGUGCACUGCGAUGCUUAGAGAAGCGUGUCUGCUUCAGAUGCACACUUGAGACUAUCAGCAUCCUCAGCAUCAGCAUCCGGAGCAGCAGGAGGAGCGGUAGCAGCCUGCGGUGCGGAAAGGAGCUGGGAGGUGGCGGUGGAGUUUCUGUGCGCAGCUCCAGUGGAGCACCGAGGUCUCUGCAGAGCUUUUUCACAGGGAAAACGUCUCCGCUACGUGACUCCAAAGCUGCCCUGGAUCUAUAAGGGAGGGGGGGGGGGGGUCUACCGCGGCACCCCACCCGUCUCGCUUGAGUUCGACUGCAGGCACGAGAAGCAAAACCGUGCCAUCCCCGCGCAGGAAGCACCGACAGAGCGCGGGUGACAGCCCCGCACCUCUGCGUCAAAAGGUCAUUGCAGUGAAAUGGAUCAGAAAACUAAGAGCAAAAACCAGCUAAAAGAUCAACAGCAGAGGCCUCUGCACAGAGGAAACCAACUCAUCUGAUCAGAGACCUGCAUGGGUUCUUUACAACAAAUCUCACCUGACACUGACAAAUGAAGCCAAAUUUUGAAGAACACUCUACUUGCUAAGAACCUCCUCCAGUUCUUUUUGAUUUUGGGUCUAUUGUUUUCAUAGCUACCCCCUUCACCAUUUGCACAUCAUGCGCCCUUCCCUCGCCACAGCGGUCCUGCCAGCCAGGACCCGUUCCCACAACCCACCCAACCUGGCCGUAGGAGGCCGCGAACAUCUUUCAGCCCCGCGAAGGCGCAGCCCUCACCUUCGACACACUCUCAGCCCAGACAACCUGCGGACAUUGGCAGAAAGGGGGGGUGCAGCUGUCGAUCCUACCUCAGUAGUCAGUAGUCCCGUUGGGCUCACCCGAGCCAACAGUGACACAGACUUAGUGAGCUCCCAGAGCCGGUCCUCACUGACUGCUUCCACUCUGGAGCACACUCUGAACCGAGGGCAGAACCUGGUCAUAUCCUGGGACAUUAAGGAGGAAGUGGACGCCACGGACUGGAUUGGAUUGUACCACAUUGAUGAAACCAGUCCUUCCAAUGUGUGGGAUUGUAAAAACAGAGGGGUUAAUGGAACCCAGAAGGGUCAGAUUGUGUGGCGACUGGAGCCUGGACCCUAUUUUAUGGAGCCUGAGACCAAAAUCUGUUUCAAGUAUUAUCAUGGAGUGAGUGGAGCGCUGAGAGCCACAACCCCCUGCAUCACUGUGAAGAAUCCAGCCGUUCUGAUGGAGGGUCUCGCAGAGCAGGUGGGCAUUGAUCAUCCUCGGAAACUGAUCAGCUUUACUUUGACAGAUCUGUGUGCCACUGGCUUGAAGAAAGGCAUGUUCUUCAAUCCUGACCCUUAUCUGAAGAUGUCCAUUCAUCCUGGUAAGAGGAGCAUCUUCCCAGUUUUUAGCCAUCAUGGACAGGAGCGACGGUCAGCUAUCAUUGCAAACACCACCAACCCUGUCUGGCAUGGAGAGAAAUACACGUUUGUGGCCCUGAUGACAGACAUCCUCUACAUCGAGGUGAAGGACAAGUUUGCAAAAAGCCGACCAAUCAUCAAACGGUUCCUUGGUCAGCUGACUAUUCCUGUACAGCGGCUCAUUGAAAAAAUACCUGGAGUCCAGCCGGUUACCUUCUCUCUGUGUCGACGGUUGCCUACAGAACAUGUGAGCGGGCAGCUGCAGUUCAAAGUUGAGCUAACCUCAACUGGACCCGAUGGUGCAUCUCCUGAUUCUAUAAUUGGCAUUUCAUCCUUGAAUGAAGCUCCUGGAACUCCAUCUGAUGAUGAGGACCUGCCCCAUCCUCUUCCGGUUGUGGUUUCCGCAGGCCCCUCUCCUACGGGUUCCCAAGCCAUGUGGGAGGGCGGCGCCACAGCCAGCCCUGAAAAAAGUCCAUCUGUUGUUGGUGCUGCUAGUAGAUUUGUGAACUCUGACCUUUUUGCAGGCCACGACUUCCUUCAGCGGUCGCUCAGUGAAGGCCUGGAUGCCAUUGAGGCUCCGAAAGGCCCAGGCGAAAGACCUCUGGGUGCUGCCUCCCCUAAAUUACAGUCAAGUUUCCCCACACACACAAGGCUGAGUGCCAUGUUGCAUAUAGAUUCAGAUGAGGAUGAGGAGAGGUCCGGGAUCCAUGACAUUGCUCCAGUACCAUUGUCCCCUCUUCUAAUGAAUGGAGAACCACCUGACUCUUGUUGCCAUGAUGAAGAUGACUUAUUUCAGCAAGUACCUGAACAGCUGGAGCAUUUAGUGUGUGAAGAGGAACCUGCGGGGGCAGCAGCUGAAGACUUGCAUCCUGAAGGAAACGAGGAGGCAGAUUUGGCCUUUGAGGAUGUUUUGGACACUGAAGUUUUCCUCGAGGUGGAGGAGGGUCCUUUCAUAGAGGUUUCACCUGAAACCGCUCCACCAGAGGCUAUAGAGGCUACAGAACAAGGCAGGGGCGAGGACCCUUCAUCCGAAAUUGACACCUGUUCAAUGGCAACAGCACCUCAGACUGUGUUCUCAUCAUCGGAGAGCUGUCCAGUCACACUAACCACGGCUACAGAGGCCAAUGAAGGUGCAGAGGCGGCAAUUGAUCCAGGGGGAAAUGCUCCUUCAAGCGCACUAUUGACCCGCCUACCUGUUAAUGACAAGCAUGGUGGGCAAGCGGCUGUGUCUGAAGCUGAAGGAGAUGCUCCUCGUGCCAGUGAGGAAGGUGAAGUUGAAGAGCUGAGUGUGAGGAGGCUGAGUCUGCAGGCCACAGGUGGUGUGGAUGAAGAACAAGAGGGGGAGGAGACAAAGACCCGUAAGGCAGUAACAACUGAUGAAUCACAACAAGCUACCACAGACGCGGACAGAGAUCAAGGAAGGCACGUCAACGGCCAUCCUGUCCGUUCCCUUCCCUCUGUGCGUCAUGACAUUCAUCGAUACCAGCGUGUGGACGAGCCUCUACCUCCCAACUGGGAGGCUCGGAUAGACAGCCACGGAAGGAUCUUCUUUGUAGACCACGUUAACAGGACCACAACGUGGCAGCGUCCCACCGGACCUCCUGCCCCGCAGGGUCUAACCCGCUCCAACUCCAUUCAGCAGAUGGAGCAGCUCAACCGCAGAUAUCAGAGCAUCAGGCGAACAAUAACUAACAGUAGUCGAUCAGAAGAAAGUUCCACUGAGUUGCCUCCUGAGCCCGACAAUGAGAUGAUGCCCCAUGCCAUUUCUGAAUACCGUCGAGACAGCUCAGUCACUCACUCGGGUGGACGCUCGCGUCUGUCCCUGCUGCUUCAGUCCCCCAGCGCCAAGUUCCUGUGCAGCCCUGACUUCUUUACCGUGCUGCAUUCAAACCCUAGUGCCUACCGCAUGUUUACAAGCAACACCUGUCUGAAGCACAUGAUCAGUAAGGUGCGCAGAGAUGCUCAUUACUUUGAGCGCUACCAGCACAACCGUGACCUCGUCACUUUCCUCAACAUGUUCGCCAACAAACAGCUAGAGCUUCCAAGGGGCUGGGAGAUGAAGCAUGACCACACUGGAAAGCCUUUCUUUGUGGAUCACAACUGUCGUUCCACAACCUUCAUUGAUCCCCGGCUGCCCCUCCAGAGCUCUAGGUCCACUGGGCUGCUGGCCCAUCGCCAGCAUCUUAGCCGCCAGCGUAGCCACAGUGCUGGAGAGUGCAUGCUUUUGUCACAGGUUGUCGAUGACUCUCGGCAAAGCGUCACGCCUGUAAUGCCACGCCCAUCUAGCACCUUCAGCGGCUCCAGCAGGAGUCAGUACCAUGAUGUUGUGCCAGUGGCUUACAAUGACAAGAUAGUGGCGUUUCUACGGCAACCAAACAUCCUUGAGAUUUUGCAGGAAAGGCAGCCUGAACUUGCAAGAAAUCAUUCACUCAAGGAGAAAGUGCAGUUUAUUCGCAGUGAAGGAGUCAAUGGACUGGCUCGUCUCUCCAGUGACGCUGACCUAGUCAUGCUUCUGAGCUUAUUCGAGGACGAGGUGAUGUCUUAUGUGCCGUCGUUGCUUCAUCCAGGUUACUGCAUUUCCUCCCCUCAAAGCUCUCCUGGUACCCAGCGAGCAAACGCUCGAGCACCUGCCCCUUACAAGAGAGAUUUUGAGGCGAAACUGAGGAAUUUCUAUCGGAAGCUGGAGACAAAAGGUUAUGGGCAGGGACCGGGGAAAGUCAAGUUAAUAAUACGACGAGACCACCUACUGGAAGACGCCUUCAACCAGAUCAUGUGUUACUCUCGGAAAGAUCUACAGAGGAGUAAACUCUACGUCAGCUUUGUGGGUGAAGAUGGGCUUGAUUACAGUGGACCCUCCAGAGAAUUUUUCUUCUUGGUGUCAAGAGAACUUUUCAACCCUUACUACGGACUGUUCGAGUACUCGGCCAAUGACACAUAUACUGUCCAGAUUAGCCCCAUGUCUGCAUUUGUCGACAACCACCACGAAUGGUUUCGUUUCAGUGGCCGGAUCCUGGGGUUGGCUCUCGUUCAUCAGUACCUGCUGGAUGCCUUCUUCACUCGGCCGUUCUACAAGGGUCUUCUCCGCAUCCCGUGUGACCUGAGUGACCUGGAGUUCCUGGAUGAGGAGUUCCACCAAAGCCUGCAGUGGAUGAAGGACAAUGACAUUGAGGACAUGCUGGACCUGACCUUCACUGUUAAUGAGGAAGUCUUUGGACAGAUCACUGAAAGAGAGCUGAAACCAGGAGGGGCUGGCGUUUCUGUUUCAGAGAAAAACAAAAAGGAGUACAUUGAGCGAAUGGUCAAGUGGAGAAUAGAAAGAGGAGUUGCUCAGCAGACAGAGAGCCUUGUCAGAGGCUUUUAUGAGGUGGUGGAUGUGCGACUGGUGUCUGUGUUUGAUGCCAGGGAGCUGGAGCUGGUCAUUGCAGGAACUGCUGAGAUUGACCUGGCAGACUGGAGGAACAACACGGAGUACAGAGGAGGUUACCAUGACAACCACAUAGUGAUUCGCUGGUUCUGGGCUGCUGUGGAGAGAUUCAACAAUGAGCAGAGGCUGCGGCUGCUGCAGUUUGUGACAGGUACAUCCAGCAUACCCUAUGAGGGUUUUGCCUCUCUGCGGGGCAGCAAUGGACCCCGCAGAUUCUGUGUGGAGAAGUGGGGAAAAAUCACCUCCCUACCUAGGGCUCACACUUGCUUUAACCGCCUGGACCUCCCACCUUACCCAUCCUUCUCCAUGCUCUACGAGAAGCUAGUAACUGCUGUAGAGGAAACAAGCACAUUUGGCUUGGAAUAACUCCAUAUCAGCUGGCAGGCGGGCUCACCCAAGAAGAGACAUUUAUUUGGAGUUGUCACUUAAGCCAGAAGCAGAAGACACGACAAAAAUCCUCAAGAGGCAACUACACCCCUCUCCAUCCCCUGUGGAUAACAGCUGUUAUUUUCCUGACCAGCUAUACAUCACUCAGCAUGCCGGCCUUGAGCUGACUCUACUCAUUUAUUUCUUGUGGUGAUGCUGAUCCACUGAACAAUAGAAAAUUAGGAGGAACAUUUGGAGGACUAUACAAUGUCAUGUCCUAUUUUUAUGUCAGUCUGUGUUCACUGAGCCACACGUGUGCUUUAUCUUUUCAGUUGAUGGCCUUUGUUACUGCACUUCUUGCACGUCCUCUGUUUCUUCCCCCUUUUCUCCUCCAACCCAUACCAGAGAUUCAGCUGCUCGAAAAAACAAAACAAAACACAAUAUUCCUUUGUUGGACCUUAAAACUGUGUCUGCCCUGCACGUCAGUGCCGUAAACUAUCACUCCCACUCAUCAUUGUGCAGUAUUUCCCCAGAGAUCAGUAAUCAGCAAGGACAGAUGAAACAUUUUAGACGAUAAAGUCGAGGUUAAGUGCUGUUUUCUGGAAAUGGAUACACUGAUGUGCACAUGUCACUCAUUCAAAGAUCAACGAUACACAGAUUUUCAUUGUUUUUGACUAGAAUGGACAAAGAGUGAGGACGUUUACAGACUGUGUUAGGGACCCUCAGUGAGAAUUCUAGCAGUUUCUGGUUAGGACUGUUAUCCUACAAGACUGAAGAGCUUUUACUACGGGGGAGAAAUGUAGUUUUGUUUCUGCAAAAACACCACACUCACACAUGUCACAAACUCACUUAACGCAAACAUGUCAAACAUACACAGCAGUUUGCUGCACUCUUAAUGGUUGGUUGUCGUCACUCAGACUCUCAGAGAAAUGCAGGACUCCUGUUUUGUAGAAGUUUCACAGCUUUCACCCUGAUUCACAGAGUAAUUUGGUCAGUGAAAGUGAUGAAUGCGGCAAAUCAGUGACUGAAUGGAUGACUCAGAGGAAAAUCUAUCACAAGUUGGAAAAGGAAGCCACAAAAGAGACACAAAAAAUUAGAAAAUUAGACCCAUCCCACCUGCUGACCUUAAGACAUGAAAGAGGUGUCACAGUCAUGCUUUCUCUGGUCUGAGUACAAUGGUUUAUUUUUUAUUUUAGGUGAGAUUCAGAUCAAUGUGUUGAAAAUAAAGGCACACCCGUUUAAAAAGACAUUCAUCAACAGAAGGGGGCAGCAGAAUAUCAACAGGGCGGCUGUCUUUUAUUAUGGAAUCCAACCAAGAAUCAGAAUGACCUGACAACAUGUGAAGCUGAUGUCGCUGGACAAUGUAGUUUAGAGUUUGUAACAUCUUUCUCCAAAACAUCUGGUUUUUUCACAGCCCAGCCCUACAACCCCUUUGACCCUCAAACACUGUUCUACACGCCAGCACACACAGACGCACUUGGUCAUUUUCUACAAGGUGCAUGUCAGAUUACUGUAUAGACACCUGUUGGAGUUAGACAAUGGGGGCUGGAUUAGUAAUUGGCGACCCCUUCGUGUGACGUGAGACAAAGGUGGCAGACUUUAGUGUCUCCCAUCCUGCUGGCCUAAUAAUGCAUGCAGGAACUGCUCAGUCGGCUCUGUGAGCUGUGCCUGGCAGAAACUCCUAGAUGGCAUUGUGCUAUAGCUUGAAAUUGCAUGUGGAAAUAGUGCAAAACACUAUCCUUACUAGCUUUUUUUGCAUGAGGAAACUGCGAUCCAUGGAGACAGUAAGAUGAUGGACUUUGUUGAGUUGUGGUUAUGCCGCUCACCUGAAGCACGCAGCCUUAUGCUUUCCUGACACUGUCAUACCUUUGCCGUUAAAGGGGAUAUUUCUUUAAUUUCACGUGGGUCCACAUGAGAUUUCUUUUAACUGCAGUAGACAGAGCUCAUACCAUUCAUUUUUCAAACUAGAGUGGAACAGAAACACCAAAUGGGUUUGAUCAAAUGCUGUUUAUAUGUUUUUAUUUAUUUAGCAAUGAGGCAUUGUAACAUAGUGCACAUGUUGCAGAACAGACUAUUUUGUUAAGAAAUGUUUUUAUAAAUAAAAAAAAAAAGAAAAAUAAUCCGUUUGGUGCAGAAAUCCUCAACAUUUAAAAAUCCACUGUGGAUUACUUCUUACAAGCAAAUUUGAUUUACUUGAAGAUGUUUUGCUGAAAUGAAAAUUUGCUCUUAUCAGGACCUCCUUUCUGAACUGCUUUUAUCCUAACUCCCUCUUAGUAAUUUUUUCAAUUCCUUUACCCAGCAUCAUUUAGAUGACUGUCUACUGCAGCUGAGACACCACCUGCUACUACAAAAACCGACUAAAGAACAUCAAUUAAUUUUGGUUGAAUUGCAGGAACUUUAUGAAUGUAAUAACAUUUAUGUCAAUGACAGUGUAUGGGUUAGCAGUUUGGCAGCAUGUUUCCAAAAUGUUGUUUUCACAUUGUUUGUCUGCUUAUCAGUGUGAUGUUGAUUGUUAUGGGUCAUUGCUUAUGAUCAAGUAACAAAUCAAAAGGGCAGUUCUGACGUAAGAGAGUUACGAGAGCACAUGUAUGUGUAUUAUGUGUGCAGUCCUGGUUGCUUUUUCUGUACAUAAAUGUAUGUGUAUGUUUGUCCGUUGUGUCCAUAAAUAUAUAUAUUUUGCACCGAAUGUACCAAAGGUUUGGGGCUUGCAAACUCAACCACAACACAGUCUAACAAACACAUCCCACCUGGCCUCUGCCAGAUCUUACAAAAGAAUUCAAUCACGUUUGCUUGACAGGCAGUUUUGCAGCAUGGACAACGAAGCUUUACUUAAAGAUGUACACCCUUUGGCCAGGUUAUCAUUCAUAGAAGCUGCUCCAUUGCAGAGGAAUAGUAAGACUUUGUUUCACAACCCAUAUGAACAAAGUUACUGUUGCUUCUGUCUCUUUUAGAACAUUUCAGAUAGGAUCCACCUCUUAGAAGUCCACUCUAUGCAAAGCUCUUGUAUGUGUCUCCAUUUCACUCCAAUGAUUGUAAUAAAACAGAACAAAUGGAACAUUUUGAUAAA